This is a messenger RNA of Loa loa (African eye worm), 4128 nucleotides long. RefSeq lists its product as hypothetical. Gene Ontology annotation, molecular function: protein binding. The coding region runs from base 1 to 4128 and encodes 1375 amino acids. The record is from RefSeq and is a predicted model, not a curated record. The transcript has 24 exons. Lineage: Eukaryota; Metazoa; Nematoda; Chromadorea; Rhabditida; Onchocercidae.
AUGCAAGUACAUUUGUUUGAACAGUACAUUUGUGUUGCGAAACGUAACAGACACAGUUCAUCAGAAUUGGUGGAAGACCUAUUUGAGGAUCUCAGGGAUGGCGUAUUAUUAUGCCACCUCAUCGAGGUUCUUACCGGUGAAGCACUGCCAGUUAAUAAAGCAAAGGAAUCAAAACGGGUACACCAUAUCAGCAAUUUGACAACAGCGCUAGCAGCUUUGCGACGUCGCGGUCUUGACUUAGUCAACAAUAAUCCAGCAGAUAUAGCCAAUGGAAAUCCUCGUAUAAUUUGUGGACUUAUUUGGCAGAUGAUCCUCCAUUUCCAAAUUGAAACCAAUGUUCAGUUGUUGAAAGAGUGGGGAUUUGAACUAGAACUGGCCAAUAGUCCAUCAACGUCUAGAAUUGGUAACGGAAAUAGCCCCUUCGGCAAAUUACCAUACCAAUUACGUGUUGGACAUCUAAAAGCACCUGUUGAUCGUGUAAUAUUACGAUGGGUAAAUGCACAACUUGCAAGACCUUAUAACAUAAAGCUGACUGAUAUGGAUAAAAGUUGGCGUGACGGAGUUGCUUUCAAUGCACUGAUACAUCGUGUAAGACCCGAGCUGGUUGAUAUGGAUAUCGUGUAUCGAAGCACUCCUAAAGCGAACCUUCAGCAGGCAUUUCGACUAGCAAAGGAACAUUUGCAUAUACGACCAUUAUUGGAUGUGGAGGAUAUGUUGUGUGACAAAUCGGAUAAACGUUCUGUGAUUACUUACGUAUCACAAUUUAUUCGUACCUUAAAACACUUGCGACCGAUCGCUACAUAUCCGGUGAUUGACGACCAUUCUUUGAUUACCUGGAUGGAAGAUACUUUGAGCAUUUUGAGAUCUUCUGUUAGUACAUCACUCUACGACCAAUACCAGAGAUAUCUGUCAUUGCGGAAACAAUAUUUUGAGCAUCGUAGUGCGUAUUAUUCACUUCGCGAACAUGCCAGUACACUACCGGAAGGCGAAUGGAAUCAGAUUGAAACCAGCUGGAAAAGAAUCGGAGAACAACUGGAAGACUGGAGUCAUAGCCUGGAAUGUGAAUUGCCUGAAAAAUUGUCUGAAUUGGCACAAUGGUUGAGCACUGCAGAACAAAUGAUACAAAAUCCAGUAGACGUACGGAUGGACGAUGUGCAGUUAUCACUAUCUAAUAUCAAUGAAUCAAUUAGUCAUCAUAAGAUUCACUUCUCGGAAUUUCCCUAUCGGUCGGAACGAUUUCAAUCCAUCUAUCUUAGCCGAAGGGUAGACGAACGCGAAGUUGCUGUAGAAUUGUUAGAACCGUUGAAGAUUCGAUUCAAUGCUUUAGCAGCUGCAGCUCCAUGUCGUUUGCAAUAUCUUUAUCGAAUGCAAGCACACUAUCAGCUUCUUUCUAACGCAGAUACGCUGAAUCAGAAGAUGGAACGAUGGAAAUCUAGUGAUUCAGCUGCUGCUAUUCAAAAGUCUAUGAAAGAAUAUAAGAUGGAAGCAGACAGUGCUCCAGCGAAAAAAUUCAAACGACUUCUUACACAUCUAAAAGAAGUUUACAGUGAAGCUUCUUUAAAAGAAACUGAUUACGUUAUCAAACAAUGCGAAGACGCUUCAUUGGAAACCGUGGAAAAAUUCCAACAUUUGAAAUCGCAUCUGGAUGAACUCUUCAAAUUUUGGCGUGACUUUGAGAAUACCACAGCUAAAAUUGAAGAGAGAAUCGCACGCUUAGAGCGCGACAAACACAGUCUGAUCGGUGAAGAUGAUAAAGAGUUAUUAGUACAUUGCGAAAGAAUUCGCGAUGGUAUUGCAAGAUUUGCGAAUAAUCAAGUACAGCAAGUUGUCAGCAGUCGUCUUUCCGAGCUAAAAAAACGUUUCAAUACAGUAAAAUUAAAAAUCCCAGUAAAAGUAGGAAUACACCUGCAAGAAAAUGCAUUGUCCGAAAAACUGCUACGAACCAAGGUCACAUUAUCCGGUCGUGAAAAUGUUGCUACUUCAACAUUAGAUGCACAAGGUCUCGGACAAAGUCGUCUUCAGAAAUGGCUUAUCAUGGCUCGUCAACAAAUGUCCACUGUUGUCAUCGAUUUGAAUAGUUUGGAACAAGCAAUUAAUCAAGUGGUGAAUUGUCUUCGCGAAGUGCAAGAAGUGGAAAAUGAACGAAUGGCGUUGUUGAAAACACGUAGUACGAACAGUGACCAAAGUGCAGGCGAAUAUCGCAAAUUGCGUUCGGAUUUGCAAAUUCUGCUGCAACGUAUGAAGAACGUCCGACCUCUGUUUUUGUCAUUUGAAAAAAAUUACAAGAAUCUUCUACAUUGGCUCAAUAACCAAGAAGAUGAAAAGGAAAAUGAAGAAAGUGAAAAGUCUGAUAUGAUAAGUCAUAUGGCAUUCUUGCUGGAAACCUUAUCAAGAAAUGAAUAUAGAGAGUGGAUUGAUUGUGAUUGCUUGCAACAUCGGCUCGAUGAAUUAAAAUACAGAAUGAAGGAAAGGAAGAAACAACUUGUAGAGGCGGUAGAAUCAGCAGAAAUUGCAACCAGAACUGCGGCAUUGACUAAGAAGAAGAAACUUCUGGAACAAUCUGUGGAAAGCUGGGCAGAUAUUAAAACUUGGGUCGACAACAUCACAGAAAUCGACAGUCAUUUGGAAUUCAUUUUCUCUACAGCCAACAGUACUUCCAUACCCGUAUCUGAUGAAUUCAACAGUGAGAAAAAAAGACUUCAGAAAGAAUGGCAGCAGAAAACAGAAGCCAUUGCCGAACUGCAAAUGAUUCAUGACGCGAUAGAGAUACUUCGGAACAAGCUGGUAGAGAAUCCACGGCUGUCGGAACUGAUAUUCUUGAAUGCGGAAAUAAACAAUCUAAGCCGACAGUGCAUGAAUGUAGUCGAUCCCAGCGUCACAGGCCUUCGAAAUUGUUAUCUGAAGGAAAUUGAGGAGGAACUUCGUACAGCCAUCACAGAAUCAUUUUCAAGGGCGGAGCAGCGAGUCAUCGAAUUGUCGGCGGUUGGCGAAACGGAUGUACGGCUUGCUGUUGACAUUCUUCAGGAUUACGAACAGGAGGCACAAGGAAUAUUGAGUGACGAUCCAAGGCUUGUGGGGCUUGUUGUGGCAAUUAAAGAGGCCCAGAAAACCUUGCAGGCAAAAAUGGAUCUCUUCACUGGCCUGCAGCAUUUCUAUGACUCAUUAGAUGCUAUUAAACAAGAAAAUGAACAGUGGAAUUCGAUAACAUCACAACAGAUCGAAGGAGUCUCUGUAAGGCUUGAAGAACUUUUAAAGCUUAUUGAAAACGAAUGUGCACCUGAGGCCAAUGCUUUAUGCUCGCAGUUUGAAUCUAUCCAAUCAUCUUUUUUUCAGCUAGAAUUUGAUCGAAUUAAGGAAAAAUUGCGGAUUCUUGUACUACAACUGGACAGGCUGGUGGAUUUUAUGGCAAAACGAAAGAUUCUUUUACUCAAAUUCAAAGAAUUCCAAAAAUUUGUUCAAGAUGCUGAGGAUACGUUACUCAGAACAAUGCAUGAUGCCUCGAUCGGUGUGGAAGUCGACAUGCAUCGAAUUACGAACGAAAUGAGUGCAAUGUUCGAUAAAUUGGAUAAUUUGGGAAAAGAGCUUACAGCUUGUCAACUUGAUGCAAAAAUUACAAUUGCCGAUAUAUCAGUUGUUGACGCCAUAAACAGAAUAAAAAAUAUUUCCCUGGAUGCCAGUUCCACAGAUGAAUCAAUGGGGUUCUCGAAGCGUUUCCAAGAAUUUUUCGAUGUAUCGAGUCAGUUGGAGGGUGCAUUCUGUACGGAUAUUUAUACUUGCGAACAUUUGGAUGGCGUUGAGAAUGGCAAGAAGGAAGCUGAACUGAUGGUUCGACUAGAAACAAUUGCUGACGAUCUUAUUGCUCAGGAAAAGUCUAAAGCAAAUGAUAUUCUUUCGAAGCUGAAACGAAUAAUGGACAAACGACAAGAAGUCCGACGAGUAACAGUGGAAGAUUGUGUGGAACGAUGGUUGAUUCUCCUAACACAAAAAGAAGAUGAGUUGGAAACAGUUAUUGAGCGUGAUAUUAAUGAUCAAAAUAUGGAUGCUUUUCAAAUUGACGAAGUCACGAAGUGGAUUCCCUGGAAAAAAGAACUUGAUCAGGCUUGUCGUUUAUUCAUUCUUUCAUGGUAA